Messenger RNA from Galleria mellonella (greater wax moth), 3136 nucleotides. RefSeq names its product serine/threonine-protein kinase pakG-like. The coding region runs from base 211 to 2487 and encodes 758 amino acids. Gene Ontology annotation, cellular component: nucleus. NCBI's taxonomy places the organism in Eukaryota, Metazoa, Arthropoda, Insecta, Lepidoptera, Pyralidae. The record is from RefSeq and is a predicted model, not a curated record. The transcript has 2 exons. Gene Ontology annotation, molecular function: zinc ion binding.
CUGUUGUUUUUAGUUCAGCCAUGUUGUGUACUUUUGUGGUUGACAUUCAUUAUUUUCUUAAAUUUUAUGAGAAAUUUGAUAGAUGUAAAGAGGAUAUUUUUUUCUGUAUCAACUUUUUUACGGAGACGUUUAAUUCAAUUGUGUGUUGUUUAACACAACGUACAUAAUUUUCGCGGUUACACCCGUUUCAUAUUUAGAAUUUGAAACAAAAUGGCUAAAUCAAGAAAGAAAUCUAAGUCGGCGAAGCCACCGCCAGUAAAGGCUUCUACUUUUCCUACUGAAGACUGUAUAAAAUCUAAUGUAUUGGCUGCAACAUUAAGUGUAUCAAAUCAACCUGUGUUGAUGAAAGUAUGCAGGCUAUGUGGCACUAAAGACGGACCGUUUUUAAAUAUUUUUGAUCCAGAACAGGUCACUGCGACCAAAGUCGACCAACUGAUGCCAUUUAAGAUUGCAGAAAAUGAUGAUCUACCUCACAAGAUCUGUUUUAGAUGUUCAGCAAAAGUAGAAGAACUUCAUGAAUUUGUACAGAAAUGUAUCAAUACACAAGAAAAUUUACAUAGCACUAUGGGAAAGAAAGCGCCUGUUAUUUUAAAACCUAAAACACGAUCUGUUUGGGAAGAAAAAUUAAAUAAAUCGAAUAUGUCAAAUGAUGACAUAUGUGAUGCUCUGAUUAAAAGGGCUAUGGAAGGUAUCAAAGAUAUUCCUUUGAAAACUCUAUCAUUGGAUGAACAAAAUGUAAUUCCUAAUAAAAAGUCAGAUGUGAAAAAUAGGAUGCCUUCACCAGUUUCAACUUUAAAAGAGGAACUUAAUAAUCCUACUUCACCAGAUAGUAAAAGUAAUGUGCAAUUAAAACAGGUAAAAUUAAAAAUUGAUAAAUGUGAUCAAAGGGUAACUAGAACUUCGCGGUUAAAUAAUUCUGAGAAAGCACAUAGUGUUGCAGAUGAGCAGAGCUUAAAAAAUGAAAAAAAUAGCCCCCAUUUGUCCGAAAAUAACAAUGAAAAUAAAAGCUUAGAUACAUUAUCAAAUAAUAAGCCAAAAUCUACCAGUGUUAGUAGCCUAAGUAUUGAUUAUAAGGAUGAAGAUACAUCAAAUGUGAAGAAACAAAGUGAAACGAAAAACAGUGUUACAAAUAAUCCAAAAACUGUGAAACCUUUAUUUAACAUUAUGGAUCAUGUCAGUAUGAUCAAAGUUAAUGGUGUGGGUGUAUUAUUCCAGUGUAAAUUAUGUAAUAGGAACUUUUUAACGAAGGAAGUUGUUAUGUCUCAUGCUUGCGCCAAAAAUGGUAUUCCUAAGGUUGAUUUCACAGCAAAUAUACCUCCACCGGAGCCUCCAAAAGUGACUACUGUAAAAUAUAUAAAUACGAAAGUAAAUAAUGAAUUGAAAAAAACAAUAGACCUUGAGGUUAAUACACCUUCAGUUACAGAAACAAAACCUAAGCCGAGAAUAGGUCCUGCUAGUAAAAUUAGGCGGGAACAAAAUGAAUCAAAUUCUUCAGGUACACCAACAACUGAUACAAAUGUUCCAUUAAAAGUAAGCCAAUCACAACCGCAGUCAACUGUUCAGUCCGCAACACCAAUACCAAAUGCAGCUGCUCCUACUAUAAAUUUUCCAGCUAUGCCAAGUUUACAAGGACGUUACAAGUUAAUGCCUGGGCCUAAUAACACAUUUACUCUAGUUGAAGAUAUAAAUCAAACUGUAAGUAGUGACACGCAAGCAAAUGAAACUGUAAAUUCUCAUAAAUCCAAUUCAAUUUUGAAAAAGAGGAAAUCAGACGAUGUUAAGAAGACACAGGUUGUGCAAAAUAAUAGUAACAUACUAGCUGACAAACAAGAUAAAAGCAGAGUUGCUACACCAAAUUACUCCUCUACCAUUAUUGAUUUAGAUGCCCAACCAGAUGUUGAAAAAUCUACCUCCGAACAGCCGUAUCCAGUAGGACUAUUUCAAACAGUAGCCCAUCGUACUUACCCACCGCCACUUCCAGAACCACCAACAUUUACAACCCCUGCUAUGAAAAAACAAUCAUAUACAAUUGUUCAAACUGGUAAUCCGAGUAAAUUACUAAUUUCCACAAAGCCUCAACCCCAAGCUCCAGCGGAGGAAGUUCCAAAGAAACGAUCCAAAAAGGUUAAGGCAGACCGUAAUGUUGAAGAGUCAAAGGAGCCAUUCUCUGUGACAUUAGAAGCUGCUAACCAUCCAAAGGAUCCUGGGUUCUUCACGUUUAUUAAUGUAGAUCCUUUAUUACAACCUUCAUAUGUGUUGCCAACAGAUAAUAUUAUUCAAGAGUCACAAAUUUCCACAUCUACAUCCGUAGCAAAAGAAACAGAGACGAAGGAAAAAGAAAAAUAUUCAUGUAAUAUGUGUAACGCAACAUUUUCUAGGGAAAAGAAACUUCUUACUCACAUUCAUUCGCAUUAUAAUAAAAUGGACGAGGAAGAUCAGAGGAGAGCGGAGAAGAGUACCACUCGGAAACGGGGAAAACGAAAUUAAUAAUUUUUCCUGUAGUUAAUGGCAUUUAUAAACAAUUUAGUGAGUAAAUAUAAAUAAUGUAUGAAUACAAUUUUGUGUUUGUCAAUUUUUAUUUUUAAUAUCACAAUGUGUGAAGUGGCAAUGGAUUUUGAAAUAUCCAAAUCCAGUAUAGAUCACCAAGAAUAUAUUUUAUGUAUUGUGAAAGAAGUUUACAAAUUUAAACUUAUAUAAUGCAUGUACAUUCAGGUAACUUUUUAGCAUGAUUCAAUUAAUAAAUACGUCUGUAACAAUACCAUUUAGCUUGUAAUCAAGGUGUUGUGUCCACCUUGUAUAAAUAUUUUAAAGUAUGCAAAAGAAUAAAUAUAUUACCAAUUUUAUAAUUUGUACAUGGUGUUAUAUCAAUGGUAAAAGACUUUAGAUUGUUUAUAGCUUGACGAAGUGUAACAAACCUGCUAAUUAUUAUUUUUAAAAUAAAUAAUUUUCAUUGUUUUGAUUAUUUAAAAAUUGCUCUGAUAGCGAAGUAAAAUAUUAAUUCCAGAAUAUUUUGCAUAUAAAUCUAUUUAAAAAAAAAAUGUCUACCUACUUUAUGUUGUUUAAUCAUCAUCAUCAUAUCGGCCUUUAACCGGUGAACUUUGCUGAACGUAUGCCUCCCCUUUGGGGGGGGGGGGGG